AUGAACGGGGCACCAAUGAGCGAUGAGCAGCGUGAGGCACUAGAGCAGCGCCUCGCGCGACUGCGUGCAGCCCAAGCUGCUACGGCCGCAAGUGGAGGAGGGAGCGCUGCUAGGGUACCUGUCAGUGCCACAAACGGCAUUCACCACGUCGAUGUCGGUGCACCUCACACGGAGCAGCAAGGUCCACCACCGUCGAACCGGCGUGGUGGACCUCGCAGUGCCGCGGCCCCACCACCCCCACAGAUGGGGUACGACUACGACGAUGAGGUUGAGGAAGACGAAGAAGUCGAGUCUGACAGCGCCCGUCAGCAAUUCGAAGACGAGUUUCUGCGACUCGUCGCUCAGCAGCAGCAGCAGCGAGUGGAUGCGGUGUCAUCGCACGAACUGAACGCUGCCUCCGUUGUGCAGGUGAGCGCCACGCGCCACGCCGAUGAGGGUGUUAACGUUGUCGCGACGGACAAGAACGCCCCUCACACGUGCGAGUUAGGUGACUUUGAGGCCCUUCGGCUUGCAAAGAUGGGCGAUGGUGUCUCCAUGAAGGACUUCGGCGCCGCGUUCGGUGUUGUCUGGAAGACGCUUACCGACAACCGUGGACGAAAUGCCUUGCACUACGCCGCCGAUGCCGGCUCGGCAGCACUCAUACGACUGCUGACGGACGACCUGCAUGUCCCGUACGUGGCGGAUGAAAAGCAGAUGACGCCACUUGACAUUGCUAUUUUGAACGGUCACUCCGCCGAAAGUGAUGAGGUGUACGCGGCGCUCGUGGCGGCAGCCAAGGCAUCAGGGCACGUCGACGGGAACCUGAGUGUCACCGGGGGGGAUGUAAAGACACGAGAGAGCCUGCUUAAGGCGCACGCCCCUCCACCGCCAAAGUUCGUCAUGACCAAGCCAGUUCCGAAGGCAGCAGAAGCGGCCGGUGCACGCACGUUUUGGUCCACUACUUCUACCGGCAGUACAGUGACCAGUGUGCAGUCCAGCAGUGGUGCCGACAUGACCGACUCCGAGCGCCAAGCUGUCAGCGAUGGGGUGUGUUCGCUAGAUCAGCAUGGCCGAUUUGAGUGGUUGCGUCCCGUGACGCGAGGUACGCAGGCGCCGUGUGAGCACUGGCAGGUUGCGAUGGCAUUGCAAGCAGACGCGACGACAACAAAGAUGACGGGAGUGGUGGUGGCGCAGGUGCUGGCGAACGCAUCCUUGAAAGGGCCGGCGGCGAAGAUGGUCAGUGCUAGAACAGUAGCAAUCGCGAAUCACCUGUCAGUGCAGGACGACAAUCGCCACAGUGGCAUCGCUGUCGCCUUGCUAAACGCGCUGCGCAUCCGCAUUGAGGAGUUGGCUGGAAGCGGCCAAGACGCUGCCGUCUUCUUCGCCGCCGGCACGCAACUCAGUCGUCCGCCGGCGGCUAUCGCGACAGUCAAGUGGUACCGCCGCGCCUUUGAUGCCGCGUAUGUCUACACGUCCGACAACGCCUACAAUGUCUUCCCCGAUUUCUACAACUACGAUGAGGUAUUGCUUGUUGAUGCGGUGCUGAAAGGUGCCAUCCCCCCGUCGCUCGUGCAGCAGUAUAUGGAAGAUCUGCCGUCGUGGUGCAAUCUCGAAGUUACCUCCGAUGAGCAGUGCGCGCUAGUGGUGAGCUUCAUGCAGGCCAAGGCAAGCAGUGCGGAGUCCAACGUGGAGCUGGCCUGUGUACCGGAAAAUGUGCAGGAGCUGCGUCGCACUUACAUUAGCCACCCGGACCACCGCACCUACGUGCGGACGAACGCGCAAGGCUCAGUGACGGAUCUCGUCAUCUUUCGCAAACGCGACACACGUAAAACCGGCACAUCUGCCGAUAGCGACUCUGGUGUCUUUGUGGCUGAAGUUGUGUAUGCCCUCUUUACUACCUUCGACGGAACGGCGAAGGUGGAUCACAUGAUGCUGUUGGCGUCGAAGCUUUUGUCAGCGAAGCUGCUGCUUGUGCCGACCAUGUUCGGCAUCACCGAGAGUGACCUUGCCAAGUCAAACUUUGAUGAGAUCGUUGCGAGCCGAGAGUACAUUUACGCGGUGUCCGUGUUGACCCGGCGUGAGAUGGAUGGGCUUUGCCCGAUGCCUGCCGCAAAGCUGUCGCUACCUCUCUACACGAUUUGA
Messenger RNA from Leishmania braziliensis MHOM/BR/75/M2904, 2121 nucleotides. RefSeq lists its product as hypothetical. The coding region runs from base 1 to 2121 and encodes 706 amino acids. The record is from RefSeq and is a predicted model, not a curated record. The transcript has a single exon. NCBI's taxonomy places the organism in Eukaryota, Euglenozoa, Kinetoplastea, Trypanosomatida, Trypanosomatidae.